GCUUUUGGACAGGCUCCUCCCCCCGGCGCUUCCUUCAGCCGCAGUGACAGCUGAGCCCCGAUAGGAAGCGAUCUCUUUGCGGUGCUGGGCCCAGCUCUGGCCUUCUUCUGCCCUCCCCUCCCCUCCCAGGCGGGCUCAGCUCCGCUGGCAGUAUCGGGUUACGGGAGCUACUGCUGUGUCCUGUGCGCUAGGGGGUGGGGUGGAGGGGUGGGCAGAGGAGUAGGCACUAGGGCUGGGCACACAUUCAGCGAGGCAGAGGUGGACGGUGUGAAUACAGUCUGGUAAACCAUGGCUGAUGACUUCGGCUUGUUCUCCUCCGGCAGCGGGGCCCCAGGGCCAGCGGAGGAGGACCCAGCGGCUGCCUUCCUGGCCCAGCAGGAGAGUGAGAUCGCUGGCAUUGAAAACGAUGAUGAGGGUUUUGGUGGCGUUGAAGGAGCCCUGCAGCAACCGGCAGCGGAAAAUGGAACUGGUAUUGAAGACACUGGGACUACAGUCAAUGGAGACAUGUUCCAGGAAGCCAAUGGUCCUUCAGAUGGCUAUGCUGCUGUAGCCCAGGCAGACAGGCUCAGUCAGGAACCAGAGAGCAUCAGAAAAUGGAGAGAGGAGCAGAAGAAACGGCUGCAAGAGCUGGAUGCAGCUUCUAAGGUGACUGAGCAAGAGUGGCGGGAGAAGGCAAAGAGGGACCUGGAAGAAUGGAAUGUGCGACAGAAUGAGCAGGUGGAGAAAAACAAAAUCAGCAACAGGAUCGCUGACAAAGCAUUCUACCAGCAACCAGAUGCCGACAUCAUAGGUUACGUAGCAUCAGAAGAGGCCUUUCUGAAGGAGUCUAAGGAAGAGGUACCUGGCACAGAGUGGGAGAAGGUGGCCCAGCUGUGUGACUUCAACCCCAAGAGCAGCAGGCAGUGCAAGGAUGUAUCCCGCAUGCGUUCUAUGCUCAUCUCCCUGAAACAAACCCCACUGUCCCGCUAGGCACCCAUCCAGGGUUACCAAAGAGCAGAGGGUGAGGAGACUGAGGCAGAGGUCUAAAAAGAAGAGAGGAGGGAAGGAGAAACAGCUUUGUUUGCUCUGGAAGCCACUACUCCAAUAUCCACAGCACAAAAUGUUUAGUCAGUUCCCCCUCAUCCUUUGGAGCAAAGGGAGCUCCCUCCCUGGCCUCUUCCUUCCUUCUCAAACCCAUCUCCUUAGGUGUCACAUCUACCAUUGGUUUGCCACAUCAUGACCAUCAAGUCCCACAGGUCUUUUAUUUUUCUUGGCUUAAAGGUUGUGUUGUUAACUCUUUUUACACUUAUUUAUUAUCACUCUUGUAUCUUUGUAAGCUACAAUCUAUGUCGGGCUGCCAUUUGUAUUAGGUCCCAUCCUACUACCCAUGUGACCUUUGCAAAGUCCUUUCCUUUCUCUAGGCUUCAGUUUACUUGUUAAGAUGAAGGGGUUUCACUAGAUGACCUCAAGGUCAUUUCUUGCUCUAAAUCAUAUUAGUCUUGCCCAGCUCAAUGACCUUCAAGAACAGUAGAAUCCAAGAGCACAUGCCAGUUAAAAUCCGUGGGACCCCAAAAUAGAGCCUUCUCCAGCCCUUGCUGGUAUCCCCAGACAUCUGCUGUAGUGUCUCCAGUUCUCCUGCAAGCAUCAAAAUGGUCAGAGGCCAUUCUAAUGGGAAAUGCUGGAUCAUGUAUGAUGUUAACUCUUUCAGACCCAUCUUGCAAAAAUGGAGAAAUAAUCAAGGUGGGGUGAGGAAUCAAUCAACCAACAAGCAUUUAUUAAUUUCCUACUAUGCGCUAGACACCAUGUUAGGUUCUGGGGAUACAAAUACAAAAUGAGUCUUCGCCCUCAAAGAGCUUAUAUUCCUUUAGAGGGAUAAGACAUGUUCACAGAUAAGCAAAUACAGGAUGUAUACAAAAUAAAUGCAAAAUCACUUUGAGGUUGGAGAGAAAGUGAAGCCGAAGAAAUGGAAGUGGGAAGAAUCCAAAGGAGAGAAGGGGUAGAAGAGGCAAGAGCAGGAUGCUCUAUUGGUGGUUUUCUUUGGAGCUUGGCUAAAAAGAAAGGGUGGUCCUAGUCCUGUAAAAAAUUCUGAGCAAUUACAGGUCCUACCAACCUGACUCAGAGCUGCCUCCCCCAGGCCUCCCAGAAAAGUCACCAUCUGGGAGAAAGAUUACAAUUGCUUUGUAUAGGAAGAGGUAGCUACAAUGAUCAAUGCUGGAUAUUCACUAGACAUCAAUUUACACAUACCACUGCCCCUGCUCCCCAUUACACUGUCCAUCCUUUAAGCCCUUUUCCUCAUGAAGGGCCAGGAAAAGCAUCCAUUUUUUUUUCUGACAGCCUAGACUAUGUUUGAGUCAAGGUGUCUAUUCUGGGCUUGAUAUUUUCUGUUCAUUUACCAGCUAAGACCAUUGUCACUGGCCACUCUCCAGCUAGGUGACAAUACCAGUUUCCUCAAAAACUGGCAUCCUUGCCUUUUCCUUGGCCAUAAUCCCAGACUUCUUGGUAAGAGCCCAGGUCUCCAGCCUGAGCAGAACCUCACCCUCUACCUUGGUCAUAGCUCCAUCCCUCUCCUUGGUUAACCAGUCAAUCAACAUGCAUUUAUUAUGCAUCUAUGUAAACCAGGCACUGUGCUAGGUGCUGGAGACACAAAGACAAAAGACAGCUCAUGCCCUCAAAGAACUUAUAUCCUACCAGGGCAACGGCAUGUUCACACACACACAAAUACAGGAUGUACACAAAAUUAAUACAAAGUAAUUAUGGAGCUAACAACUGGGAGAACCAGGAAGAUCCUUGGCAGAAGAGACACCUGAGCUGAGCCUUGAAGAGUGCCCGAGGUUUCUGAGAGAAGGAAGUGAAGAGGGAGAGAAUCCUCAUGGGGUACAGUCUGUGCAAAGGCUCAGGGGUGGGAAAUAGAAGGUCCUGUACCAGUAGGCUAGUUUGGCUGGAAUAGAGAUUAUUUGAGGAGAGGGAAUGUGUAAUCAACCUCAAUUCACUUUAUCACGUGUUUUAAAAAGCACCUGCUGUGUAGAGUAAACUCUUGCUUCAAGCUGGGAGAGAUUUGAAGGAUGUGUGGAGUAAACUCUUGCUUCAAGCUGGGAGAGAUUUGAAGGAUGUGGGGAGUCGACAGUUUGGAAGGUAGAACACAUAUGUAGACAGCAAGAAUCCGUGACAUCUAGCAUGUGAGGGCAAGCAGGAAGGUCAUUAACCAGGGACACAGGGACGGCUUCCUGAAGCGGCCAGCGUAAAACUUAGUACUUUUAUAAAAUCAAAUUUUCUAGAUCAAAAUCAAGCUUUCUCAGCUAAGGGGAUGAAAGGCGAGCUACGGAUGGAGACAGCCACAGGGCUCAGCACAUCUCUCAUUCACACUUCUCAGACACAGUGGUGGACAUCAUUCCCUUUUUUCUGAAGUUUAAGAGGCUUUCUUUGACUAUCCAGCAACCUUGAUUUCCAGACUUUGGGGAUUAAUGCUGGGCAGAUCACCCUCAGAUAUAAGCUGAUGACACAUGACUGAGCUUUGAAGGCUGGACUGAAUUUGAAGAGUCAUCUUUGGAGGCAGCCCUUUCCCUCCAAGUCUGACCUUUAGUGUUUUGGUAAUUUUCUAGUGUUCAAAGGUUUCUCUCCUCUAGUUCUACCUGGCCACAUCCCCGCUAUGCUAAUGUCAUCCACUGUGAUGAACUUCUUAGGGAAUUGUACCAUAUGGCCAUUAGCAGCUGUCAGAAGCUUCUGAUGGAAACUCAUUCAGGCCCUAGCUCCCAUCCUUGCCUACCUUCUACUACCCUGAUAUAAAUAAGCAAUAUCUUGUGCAGCUGCUGGGUCAGAAUGAGUAGAAACACAUCAUAGAGAAAGGCAAUUUCAAUGAGUUCUAUCAUUGCCUGGCUUUUGUCUCUGUGAGCCUAUUUCAAAUCUAUUAAAAAAUGAAUUGAAGCACUGAAAGAAACAAAGUAUUUCCCCCAUACAACAAGGUCAAUUAACGAAUCAACAUUAAGGGCCAGGCAUCCUGCUAAGAGCUGGGGAUACAAAAAGAAGGGGCAAACGGCAGUCCAACAAGGGAGACAAUAUACAAAUACAUAUAUACAAAAGAGCUAUAUACUGGAUAAAUAGAAAAUAAUUAACAGAGGGCAGCCACUAAAAUUAAGAGAAGUUGGAAAAGACUUCCUGUAAAAGAUGAGAUUUUAGUUGGGACUUAAAGCCAGAGAAGUAUGUAGAACUGGGGAGGAACAGAUUCUAGGAAGGGGGGCAACCAGAGACAAUGCCCAUGGAGAGCCAAGAGAUGGACUGUCUUGUUUGUGGUUCAGGCAGGAGGCCAGUUGUUCUAUGUUUGUCCACACUGGGUACUUGGCUAUGGCUGUCCUUCCACCCAACUCUGAUCUCCCUGGUGCUCAGCAGACAGAUAGACGUGAAGACUAAGUAAACUGAGAUACAAAAUGGCUAGGUGUUACAAAGGCUUAGAGGUGGGGGCUUAAGCCAAACUCAGGUUAGAGGUCAGAUGAUAAUCAUGCAUAUUUAUAGAACACUUUGAUUUAUUCCUUCUACAUUUAUUGAGUACAUACCACGUGCAGAAGCUUAUACGUAGGGUUAGUGUUAUAGUUUAGGUAACUCAUGGUCCAGCACCUUGCAGACUAGUAAGAGGAAAAGACAGAACAGACAACUGUAAUACAGUCUUAAGUGACAAGGGCAAUCAGAAAGGUACCGAGUGCCACAUAAGGUCCCCAGGAAGUCACUCCCCUGACAAGACUCAGAAGACUUGAGGUGGUAUUUGAUUUGUGUUUUAUGAUUACAAAGUGGUCUACACAAUCUCAUUUGAUUCUCACAACGAUCUCAUGAGGUAGGCAGUACAAAGUAUUAUUUUAUAGGUAGGCAAACUGAGGCCCAGAAAAGGGAAGUGAAUGCCCAAGGUCACACAGCACCUAAGUAGUGGAGCUGCAACUUGAGAAAAGUGCUUUAUAAGCUGCAAGGUCAUAUAUAAAUGUGAGUCAGUGUUACUAUUCAAAUUCCAAGUCUAAUGUCCUUUGUAUCUCACCAUGCUUUUUUUCAGGCUGCUGAUUCCUGGGGUGGGGUUGGGAUAACAACUAAGGAAAGCAGAUUUCAAACCCACCUUUGUUUCAUUCUUUAAGCAGUGAUAUUCCACUACACAAUUCUUUCUAAAAAUCUUUUUUUGUGAGA
This is a messenger RNA of Trichosurus vulpecula (common brushtail), 5139 nucleotides long. RefSeq names its product clathrin light chain B (gene CLTB). Gene Ontology annotation, cellular component: postsynaptic endocytic zone cytoplasmic component; clathrin coat of trans-Golgi network vesicle; plasma membrane. The transcript has 6 exons. Gene Ontology annotation, biological process: intracellular protein transport; clathrin coat assembly; clathrin-dependent endocytosis. NCBI's taxonomy places the organism in Eukaryota, Metazoa, Chordata, Mammalia, Diprotodontia, Phalangeridae. The record is from RefSeq and is a predicted model, not a curated record. The coding region runs from base 289 to 969 and encodes 226 amino acids. Gene Ontology annotation, molecular function: clathrin heavy chain binding; structural molecule activity.